AUGGGAUCUAGUCGAGAACAACAACUCGUUGAUAAAAUUCGGCAACUAUUGCCUGAUUCGAAAAAGAAAUAUAUAUGGACUGAUAUUGAAAAAACCGACAAAUUACAAGAUUUAGCAUUUGAACUUACCAGUGCUUAUUUUGGUGAUUUUUUUGCUACUCAACAACAGGCACUGAUCGAUCGCCUUCAAGCAGCUGCUUGUUUUUUAAAUUUUUUACAUACGAUUGCUGAUUGUGAAAAUGAUGAAGCUGAAGCAGAUGAAGGUCAUUAUGGUCUUUGGCUACUUACAGUGUCAAAUCAAGAAGAACGACUGAUGCAUUUGAAUCAAUUGGCAGAUUGCUUACUUUUAUUCAAACGAACAAUGGGUUCAAUUGAAGCUCUUCAAAAAGAAGAUGCAUCAUUACGAAUGGAAGCCAAAAAGAUUAGUAGUGAAAUCAAUUUUUAUCACGAAGAAAUUGCAUCAAAUAAAGAACAAAUUGAAUUAUAUAAAACUGAAAUUAAAAAACAAACAGGAGUUAAAGUAGAUACAACAAAACAAAUUGAAAAACUCAAUGGUGAAAUUAAUCGUACACAAAACAAUUAUGGUCUUUUGGAAAAAACUGAUAAUGAACUUGAUAGUACACUAGAAGCACUGAAAGGUCGAGAAAAAUUAUUAGAAAGUCAAUUAAUGGUUUCAUCACUUAAUGAUAUUCUUUGUGAAAAUGGAAAUUAUCUAAAAGAAAAUGCUAAAUUGCAAAGUGAAAUUCAUCUUAUGAAACAUGCUCGUCAAUUACAAGAUGAUAAGCAACACAAUGUACUUGAGCCAGCUAUUGCUAGUGUUAAAUCUAUGUGUGAACAACUUGAUGGACUUACACCACGUGCUAUUACUAUUCAAAAUCUUUCAAAUAAUAUUGAUCGUCUAACGCGAGAUAUUGACAGUACAAGAGAAACAACUGACAAAUUACGUGUACUUAAUCCAAUUGGUACAGAAGAUGAUUCAUCAUUUACAUCCAUGCUUACGAAUGCUCAAGUUGAAUUAGCUCAACAAAAGGAAAAUUUGGAUAAACGUAAUGCUGAAUUUGAACGUGCAACUGUUGCCUAUGAAUUAAUCAAGAGAUCAGUUGAUGAUCCAAAUUUAUAUAAAGAUGUAUAUACAAUGGAAAAACGUGUAGAAACUGCUAGACAACAACAUGAUCAAACAAAAAAUAAGAUGAUUCAAGUUAUGACUGAUGCGCUAAAUGUUCUUUAA
Messenger RNA from Rotaria socialis, 1227 nucleotides. NCBI's taxonomy places the organism in Eukaryota, Metazoa, Rotifera, Eurotatoria, Philodinida, Philodinidae. The record is from the annotation of a GenBank genome assembly.